CCCUGCACAACACCGAGAAUUUCCAACAGGUUAUGGGCCCCGGCACGAUUAGACUCUGAUUACGGUAUCUCGACUUCUUAAUUCGCCCUCAUUCAUUACCUACUAUGAGUAGCAUGACAAAUGCUCUGAUUGACGAAGAAGGAAGGAAGGGCGGCGCACCUGGUGCAACAGCUCUGAUCGCACGAUCAAGGGGAUCAAGUGGCCUGAAGCAGAACAUCAGAUGUUACGCAUGUGGCAAGACUGGCCAUAUUAGUCAUGAUUGUGGCACAAAAUGGAACAACAGUGCUGAUGCUGCAAAUAUUGUGCAGAGCGAUGAUGAAGAAAUGGAAUAUGCCUUUUGAGGCAACUUUGGUGGAAAUUUGGUUAUAUCUUUGUGAAUUCCCUUAGCCCCUUGGUAGGAAUGUGUUUCUGCUGUGGUUUAGACUGGGUCCAGCUAGCUUGAUAUUGGGAUCAGCUGGCUGUAAGUAGCACUUGGGGCUCCUGCAGCAUGGGUGAGGAUAGGGAAUGGUCACAAGUCUUGGGAUAUAAUUGGGAAUUUUCGGACUAUUUCAAGUUUCAAGGGGAGACUUGGGAUAUUGGGACAUUUUAGGAUAUAUUGGGAUAUUCUGGAAUAUUGCGGCAGGAUGCCAUAUUGAAGGGGAGUGUUGGGAUUUUGCUGGAAAGUUCUAGAAAGGGCAAUCCGGCAUCAUGCCGAGAGUUGAUGAGUAAGCCCGAGAGAAAGAGAAAGUUGUAGUAAAUUCUAGAUACAAGCCUGGAGAGUAUAAAUACAAGCUCUGUAGGAGCUGCAGAAUAAGGAGUUCAUACCUUCUGGCCUUACCAGCCUGGAGUCUA
Messenger RNA from Guyanagaster necrorhizus, 831 nucleotides. RefSeq lists its product as uncharacterized. The record is from RefSeq and is a predicted model, not a curated record. The transcript has a single exon. Gene Ontology annotation, molecular function: nucleic acid binding; zinc ion binding. NCBI's taxonomy places the organism in Eukaryota, Fungi, Basidiomycota, Agaricomycetes, Agaricales, Physalacriaceae. Bases 105 to 341 code for a protein of 78 amino acids.